This is a messenger RNA of Guillardia theta CCMP2712, 437 nucleotides long. RefSeq lists its product as hypothetical. The transcript has 4 exons. Lineage: Eukaryota; Cryptophyceae; Pyrenomonadales; Geminigeraceae. The record is from RefSeq and is a predicted model, not a curated record. The coding region runs from base 10 to 270 and encodes 86 amino acids.
GUACAAACCAUGUUUGCCCUCGUUCGCCGCUUCCAUGCUCUUCGCGUCUCCCUGCUCCAGCUCGAGCUCGGACCCAACGGAUAUCCUAUCAGCCCGAUCCACGAUUGUGUCGACGAGGUCCCUCCAGAGGAAUGGCUGUCUGCAUACACCGAUACCAUCGAUCAGGCUGACGCCAUGAACGCCAACGGUGUCACUGCGAACAUCCCAGAGUGGGCGGACAGCACUCCUGCUGGAAACAAUGCCAUCCGAAUGUGCAAGAAAGGUUACUAGAAUGGGGAGCAUAUCUCAUUGUUGGAAGAUAGCAUAACACGUCAUGCUCUGUCUCUGCCCCAUCUCACCUGUUGAUUGUAGAUCGAACAUUUGCCGAUCAGGUGCGGCACUGAGAGCUCGUACGUGCGGUGAAGUCGAUCGUUAUGAAUGAAUGCUGGACGAUUGUU